Molecule: messenger RNA, 479 nt
Organism: Acaulospora morrowiae
Lineage: Eukaryota; Fungi; Glomeromycota; Glomeromycetes; Diversisporales; Acaulosporaceae
Source: the annotation of a GenBank genome assembly
UCCCGACUUUUCUGUUGACCACAUUUCGAAUAUGUCAGAAGCUCACCCAUCCGGUGAUGACGAGGUUGAAGAUUUUAAGGAACAAGAUCGAUUUCUUCCCAUAGCCAAUGUCGCACGAAUAAUGAAACGCGCGCUUCCAGAAAAUGCCAAAAUUGCAAAAGAAGCUAAGGAAUGUGUGCAAGAAUGCGUUUCGGAGUUCAUUUCAUUUAUAACGAGCGAAUAUCCUUUCAAUGAUCCAACUCUAGCUGUUUCUUUGCAUACGAUCAACGGCGAAGACAUUUUAUGGGCCAUGCAGUCUUUGGGUUUUGAAAAUUAUGCGGAAGCACUGAAAAUAUAUCUAGCAAAAUACCGAGAGACUACCAAAACUGAGCGCUCUUCUGCAAAUUCUAAGGACAAGGAUGAGGAGGCUACAAAUGUAGGUGAUAUGUUUCCGCAGCAGCAACCACCGCAACAACAUGCAACGACGGGAUAUUAUCCAG